This is a messenger RNA of Bactrocera tryoni, 1760 nucleotides long. It is a transcript of the gene Pabp2, whose product is annotated as polyadenylate-binding protein 2. NCBI's taxonomy places the organism in Eukaryota, Metazoa, Arthropoda, Insecta, Diptera, Tephritidae. Bases 310 to 984 code for a protein of 224 amino acids. The transcript has 6 exons. The record is from RefSeq and is a predicted model, not a curated record. Gene Ontology annotation, molecular function: RNA binding.
UUCGUACAACCGGUGGUAGAGAAAUCAGUGUAGUUUUCACUUUCGUGGAAUUAAAAAUAAAAGUAAAAUCUUAAUAUUGUGCGGAAACUCUAUAACAAUUUUUAAUAUUUAUAUUACGUGAAACUUAGUGAAUUUAACACAAUUGGCGUAGUACUUAUACUUGGUUUUGUCGCAAAACAAUAGUAUUGGAGACAAAAGAGUGAACCGUUUACGCUUGGAAAAGAGCCACAAAAGUUAAAAGAGAACUGUAUCUGAGCUUUCUUGCGUGGUUGUUUAUUUGGUGGCAGCUUUAAAUUAUCGAUUAGUAAAAUGGCAGACGAAGACUUAUCGUUAAACGAAGAUCAACUGCUGGACAAUCUUGAUGAGGCAAAUGGCGAGCACGAAGCAGAACUAAUGAACGAAAACGAGGAGGAAGCCAAUAUGCAAAUCGAUCCUGAACUGGAAGCAAUAAAGGCGCGAGUUAAGGAAAUGGAGGAGGAAGCCGAAAAAAUUAAACAAAUGCAAUCCGAAGUGGACAAACAAAUGGCUGGUUCUACAACAGGAUUGGCCACAGUGCCAUUAUCUUUAGAAGAAAAACAAGAAAUUGAUACACGUUCAGUAUACGUGGGUAAUGUUGACUAUGGCGCUUCCGCUGAGGAGUUAGAAUCACAUUUUCAUGGUUGUGGAACCAUAAACCGUGUGACUAUACUAUGCAAUAAAGCUGAUGGUCACCCCAAAGGCUUUGCUUAUAUUGAGUUUGGUUCAAAAGAAUUUGUUGAGACAGCAUUGGCUAUGAAUGAAACUCUUUUUAGAGGUCGCCAAAUUAAGGUCAUGUCAAAGCGCACUAAUCGGCCAGGAUUGUCUACGACAAAUCGUUUUGCACGCGGAAGUUUCCGUGGCCGAGGAGCUCGCAUAUCACGCGCUUGUUGUCACACAUCGUUCCGUGGUUCACGUCGUCCAAUAAGGGGUUAUCGCGGACGUGCAAAUUACUAUGCACCAUACUGAUUAAUGUUUUACUCUUACUUUUAAGAUUUUUUUUUACAAUAUAUAAAAUGAUUUCAAAAAACAUUAUAUAUAAAAGCCGUUCGUUACCAAACUUCUUAAAAAAUGAUGUCAUAAAUAUUUAAAGAAUAGAGCAUCAGAAUAAAAAAGUGAAAGCAGAAAGGAAAAAAAUAAAAAAGAAAAGAUUAAAAAAGAAGGACCAAAAUGCUUAAAGCGAAAAACGAAUAAAAAUAAAAUAUUGAAGAUGCUGUUAAAUAAUGAAGGCAAAAAUACAACGAGAAAUAUAUAAAAAAUAGUAAAAGAUGGAUUUCCGUUUUAAUGGUUAACUGGUUAUAAUGUUUUUUGAACUGCAACACACCAACAUACCUGUUUAUAAACAGUUUUAUUUUCCAAGCUAUUAAAAAUUCAAGAAGCUUUCAAAAAAAAAAAGGAAAUGAAAUAUGGCAAAAGAAAUAAAAUAUUAUAAUACAUAUAGUAUAUAAAAGAAGCAGAUAAACAAGAAAAGAAAAAACAAACAAAAGACGAAAAGAUGAAAACUAAAGUCCUUACCGGGAAAAGAUAUGAAAAAAUUAAAAUAUAAAAACGCCACAAAAAGCAUAUAAGAUGAACAAAGCAAGAUAAGGUAAAAAAGAAGAAAACACCUUAAAAAACUUCAACAUUAUCCAAAAAAAUUAGAGAAACAAAAAAAAUAAGAAUGGCUGGCAGUAAAGAAUGCGGACGAAAAUAAUAUAGCGUUAAAAAUGAAGGAAAUAAUAACGCACGAAAAUUAAAAAAAAAAA